AUGGGCUCCUCAAUGCUAGAGAUCGCUCACACCGAACAUUCUAAGGAGACAAAAUCGCUCUAUCUCUCCGGCAAAAACGUAAUUUCUACCAAAGGUAUUGAAACCUUUAUAAAUCUUAAACGGCUUGAUCUUUCUAACAAUCUAAUUAGUGAAUUGAAUGGGAUUGACAAGCUUGUAAACUUGGAGAUACUAGAUUUGUCGAACAAUAAGAUCGAAAUAUUUGGCUUUUACCACAAUUCUCAGUCUACCACGUCCAUUUUCAUCGGCAAAAAUAGAUCUGUGCUACCAAAUUCACUAGUAGAGCUUAAUUUGGACGGAAACUUUUUGAGUGCAACAACAGAAGAAUGGUUAGAUGAUAAUUUAGAGGCUCCUAGGAGUUCUUCCGCAAUCGGAUUGAAGAAAUUGACGUUGAAAGGUAACAGUUUCGAUACUUUGGAAUCCCUAAGUGGCAUAGAGACCAUUAGAGGAUUAGAAUAUCUAGAUUUGAGGGAUAAUCGCAUUUCUAACUUUGGCGUUCUCUUAGCAUGUGUUCCUUGGGGGAGUUCAGACAAGUUGACUAUUAGACUUGAGGGCAAUCAUUUCGAUGAGGGACAGGUGGAGAAUUUGUAUCAGAUUAUCAAAAAUUUCCCUCAAUUGAUCCUCCAUUUAGAUUGCCUGGAGGAUUCAAUAUCCAAAUUAGAUAGGGUAGAAUUUACCCCGUCAAUAGUCACUAGGAGUGGUGGCCUACUACUGGAAGGGUCAACUCGCACAGAAUCAUUUAAAAUUAAUGCUACAUCUGUAAAUGAUAGGCUUCGAAAGGUAACCGAGACUAGAACUGGAAAUACGGUAAAGCCUGGAUUUCAUUUGGACACUUUAGAAACGGCUGACACUUUAUGUGAUACAAGUGAAGUUGUUAGCGAUCAAAAGAGAUUUGUUGAGGAAUCAAACCAUUUGAUGGAGAAAUUGGGAGGGUGGAUUAAUAACUCCAAUGAAACCCUGGCAAAUUUGAUCGCUGAUUAA
Messenger RNA from Babesia microti strain RI, 999 nucleotides. RefSeq names its product leucine-rich repeat protein (LRR8). The record is from RefSeq and is a predicted model, not a curated record. The transcript is spliced from 2 exons. The coding region runs from base 1 to 999 and encodes 332 amino acids. Gene Ontology annotation, molecular function: protein binding. Lineage: Eukaryota; Apicomplexa; Aconoidasida; Piroplasmida; Babesiidae.